Molecule: messenger RNA, 1186 nt
Organism: Ilex paraguariensis (yerba mate)
Lineage: Eukaryota; Viridiplantae; Streptophyta; Magnoliopsida; Aquifoliales; Aquifoliaceae
Source: the annotation of a GenBank genome assembly
GAGAUCUCUAGAGGUGCACUUUUGGAUCACAUUCUAUAUCAUUCAACCUCGACACAUCUCUCUCUCCACUCUUCAUUUGAUUCUAAUCGUUUAAUUUCAGCUCAAUAUACUAAAAGGUCAGGGUUUUUGAUUGUGUUCUGUUCGAGAUUGGGUGGAGAUGGAGAAUUCGGAGAGCAAAGAAUCGUCGCAGUGUGUUAGAGUUGCUGUCAACAUUAGACCGCUGGUGACUUCGGAGCUUCUUGUUGGCUGCACAGAUUGUGUCACUGUUGUCCCCGGUGUGCCACAGGUGCAAAUUGGAUCACAUGCCUUCACAUACGAUUAUGUCUUUGGCAGUGUGGGACAACCCUCUUCACUGAUAUUCGACGAGUGUGUUGCUCCACUUGUUGAUGCGCUCUUUCAUGGUUACAAUGGCACAGUUCUUGCCUAUGGUCAGACUGGAUCGGGGAAAACAUACACAAUGGGGACUAACUAUAACGGAGAAGAGCAUAAUGGUGGUAUCAUUCCCAAAGUGAUGGAAACUAUAUUCACAAGAGUAGAGGCAAUGAAAUGCUCGACAGAGUUUCUAAUUAGAGUAUCAUUUAUUGAGAUCUUUAAGGAAGAAGUGUUUGAUCUGCUGGAUCCAAAUACACCAUCUUUUUCCAAGAGUGAUGGGGUGUAUCUGGCAAAGCCUACUGGGCCUGCAAGAGCUCCUAUUCAAAUUAGAGAAACAGUGAAUGGAGGGAUAACACUUGCUGGAGUGACAGAGGCUGAGGCCAGAACAAAAGAAGAGAUGACUUCAUUUCUAUUGCGUGGUUCUUUAUCCCGUGCCACUGGGAGCACAAAUAUGAACAGUCAAUCAAGUCGUUCGCAUGCCAUCUUUACAAUAUCCAUGGAGCAGAAAAGAAGUGCUAGUUGCCGAACUGGAGUGGUACAAGAUGAUGUUGGUGAUGAUAUUCUGUGUGCAAAACUUCAUUUGGUAGACCUUGCUGGUUCUGAGCGAGCCAAACGUACUGGAGCAGAUGGGUUGCGUUUACGAGAAGGCAUUCAUAUCAAUAAGGGACUGCUGGCUCUUGGUAACGUGAUAAGUGCACUUGGCGAUGAGAAGAAGCGGAAAGAAGGAGGCCAUGUUCCAUACAGGGAUAGCAAGUUAACAAGACUGUUACAGGCAUGGAAGCAUUUUGUCUCUUCACAUUUAAACACUCAGUAG